Molecule: messenger RNA, 5346 nt
Organism: Thalassophryne amazonica
Lineage: Eukaryota; Metazoa; Chordata; Actinopteri; Batrachoidiformes; Batrachoididae
Gene: kdm4b
Product: lysine (K)-specific demethylase 4B
Biological process (GO): chromatin remodeling
Cellular component (GO): nucleus
Molecular function (GO): histone H3K9 demethylase activity
Source: RefSeq, a predicted model, not a curated record
CAGGUCGCUCUGCUGAAGUGGGCGUGAAGGCCGACGAAGAGCGGCUAACUAAUGCUAGAAGAUAAUCGAUCCAGUGCGAUUUUUACGCGACGAAUAUCAACAGACUGAGCAAAAAACACGGAAAAGACGAAGAUUCGCUGCAGGAGGUUUACCUGCAACCAUUAAGACUCACCAAUGGCAAUGGCUACUGACAUGCCUGUGGACAUGGUGCCGGUCUCUUUACCCCCUCCACUCUCUCCCCCAGACCUCACCCCACUCUCACCUACUCUCAGCACCAUUGUAGGUCUAGAUCAAAUUCCCACCCAGGAGGCAGCAAUAACACAAACCCCAGAGACAACGGUGAGUGUGGAACACAAUUCUGCUCCAGAUGUCACCCUGUCUCAGCCAGCAGACCCAAACCUUGCCCAGCCUUCUGGGUUGCCCUUGUCUCCUCUGGCCAUACCAUUGUCAGAAGCCAGCAUGAAGAAUCCCAGCUGCAAGAUUAUGACCUUCCGGCCCACUGUGGAGGAGUUCAAAGACUUUGCCAAAUACAUUGUCUACAUGGAGAGUCAGGGAGCCCAUCGUGCUGGUUUGGCCAAGGUGAUUCCCCCAGAAGGCUGGAAGCCACGGAAGACAUACGACACUAUCGAGGACAUGGUGAUUCCAGCUCCUAUUAUGCAGGUGGUGACUGGACAGUCAGGUCUGUUCACCCAGUACAACAUCCAGAAGAAAUCAAUGACUGUGGCUGAGUACCGCAAGCUAGCCAACAGCAAGAAAUACUGCACACCACGCCACAAAGACUUUGAUGACCUUGAGAGGAAGUACUGGAAGAACCUGACGUUUGUGUCUCCCAUCUAUGGAGCUGAUGUCAGUGGAUCCAUCUAUGAUGAGGGUAUUGAAGAGUGGAACAUUAGCCAUCUCAACACGCUGCUGGAUAUGGUGGAACAAGAAUGUGGCAUUGUCAUUGAGGGUGUCAACACACCCUACCUUUACUUUGGCAUGUGGAAAACAACAUUCGCCUGGCAUACAGAGGACAUGGAUCUCUACAGUAUCAACUACCUGCAUUUUGGACAACCAAAAUCCUGGUAUGCUGUGCCACCAGAACAUGGCAAGAGGCUUGAGAGGCUGGCACAAGGUUUCUUUCCUGGCAGCUCACAAGGCUGCGAUGCUUUUCUUCGCCACAAGAUGACUCUGAUAUCGCCAUCCAUCCUGAAGAAAUAUGGCAUUCCUUUUGAUAGGGUAACCCAGAAUGAAGGGGAGUUUAUGGUUACCUUUCCUUACGGCUACCACGCUGGCUUCAACCAUGGUUUUAACUGUGCUGAGUCUACAAAUUUUGCCACCCUGCGGUGGGUGGACUAUGGAAAAGUGGCCGCUCUGUGUUCCUGCCGUAAGGACAUGGUGAAGAUAUCCAUGGAUGUGUUUGUACGUUGUCUGCAACCAGAGCGGUAUGAGUUGUGGAAACAGGGAAAGGACACCACAGUGGUGGACCAUCUCAAGCCCACUGAGCUUACCAGCCCAGAACUGGAGCGCUGGAAAGAGCACCGUGUCACCUAUCGAGCCAACCUCCUGCGGAGGGCCAUGCAGAAGAUGAAGCAGUAUCGCCGUCUGAAGACUGAAGAGAUGAAGGUACUGUCAGAGGAGGGAAUUGAGCUGAAUGCUGCUGAGUACCAGCUUCAGGUGGAAGAGCGUGAAUCCCAGCGAAGGCGGGAGAGAGAAGAGCGUUUAGCCAGAGAGGCUAUGAUGACCCUGGAGGCCAUGGAGCAUGAGGAGCAGCAGGCUGCUGAGGCUGCUGCUGCUGCUAAAGUUGCAGUUUUAGGAGCACAAGAUCCUGAAGCUGAAUUACAGGACUUAACAGAAGACAUGGACACAAAGAAGCAGAAAAAGCAAAAGAAAAGUGUAAAUUUCCAGCAUCCCAUGACUGGUUUUGAGGAAGCAUUUGAACAAUUUGCAACAUCCAUCAGCAGCAGUUCAAAGGCUGUUUCAGAUGGUUCAAAAACCUCAAGUGAGAGUGACGUUACAGCAGAUGUCAAAAUGGAUGUGAAUCCUGCCCAGGCAUACUACUCUAAGGUGAAGAUGCCAACCGAAGUUAAAAAGAGUCGCCGUCACCCCCUCAGCAAGCCUCCCAUGCAAUCGCCUCUGUCUAUUGUUAAGCAAGAUCCAGCCGCUGAGACAGAGCUACCCACCUCUGUGCAGCUUGAUAGUGGCGUUGGGAAAGAUGGAGACCUCUGGCAGAGUCGGUUCUCACCCAACUUUCUGUCAGAGAAGUCCUUCAAUGCUGCCAUGGCAGUUCUCCAGCCACACUGUGCUGUUUGCUCACUCUUCUGUCCCAACACACAGCCAUACAAAGAUCUCUUCAGUGUGAAUGAGUCCAAGCGCACUUCGCUUCAUGGCUCUCGUACUCGUCCGCUGAUUCCAGAGAUGUGCUUCAGUGUUGGUGCUGGCAACACGGAGCCUCUGCCGUCAAAUGAUUAUAUUGGAGAAGAUGGAACCAGUCUGCUGCUCAGCUGUUCAUCCUGUUGCUUGCAGGUCCACAGCAGCUGUUACGGUGUAAAGCCAGAUUCCUUCACUCAAACCUGGACUUGCUCCAGGUGCGCAGCAGGUGCCUUCACCGUGGAAUGUUGUCUCUGUAAUUUGCGAGGAGGAGCACUGAAGACUACUACAGACAACCGGUGGGUACAUAUCAUAUGUGCCAUCGCAGUGGCCGAAGCUCGCUUUGUCAAUCCCAUUGAGAGAGAGCCAGUGGACGUCAGUGCUGUUCCAGAAACACGCAAGAGGCUGAAAUGUGUAUACUGCUAUGGCAAGAAUACCAGUCAAAAUCAGGGUGCCUGCAUCCAGUGCUCAUAUGAGAACUGUGCUACGUCUUUCCACGUCACCUGUGCCCACAUCGCAGGAGUGGUCAUGAAGCCAGCCGACUGGCCCUACGUGGUGUCUGUCAGCUGUCAUAGGCAUAUUAAGGCCAUGCAGAAGACUCGGCCAGCUCCCAAAGUCCCUAAGGGCCCAUGUCUGGGUCAGAGAGUAGUGGGUCGAAACAGUGACGGAUGGUUCUAUCAUUGUACCAUCAUUGGCAUCGCAACACAGACAUACUACGAGGUCAACUUUGACGAUGGCUCAUAUUGUGACAACCUCCACCCAGAAAAUGUUGUGAGUCAUGACUGUCUCCAUUCUGGCCUUCCUGAUGUGGGGGAAUUGAUCGUAGUCGCUACAAGUGACGGUCAGAUGCUCAACGCUUCCUUUGUCAAACAUCACGUGCACAAGUUGUAUCAGGUUGAAUUUCAGGACCAAACUCAGCUGAUGCUAAAACACUCAGAAAUUCACCUGCUUGAGCAAGAACUUCCCAAGAGGGUUCGAGCCCGUCUGGUAACACCAAAACGGCGCUGCUUGUCCACCAAAGUGACCCAUACUCGGAAACCUCCGCCAUUAGACGUGCCCACUUUCCCCCAAACCACAGUCCAAGCACCUCUUGCAGCACCAAAACACCACAGUGUUAUUACACCACAGACCUCGCAGCCCCUCUCCCGGCCCACCGCCUCCCCACAAGAGAACCCCACCAUAGCCAACGGUAUUGAGAUGGACACUGUGGCUCAAAUGGACGCGACCACAGCUAACACCAAUGCUCUAACUGAGCUUGGGCUGGCAUCAGACCCAGCACUGACUCUGGACUCGGCUGCAUUUCAGUCUGCUUUGAACUCUGACUCCAUUCUCUCUGCAUUGUCCAAUCCCCUGCCGUUCCCCCACAAAUCCGACACUUACACCCCCAGCAGCAGCUUUGUUUCCUACAUGGAGACUCUGCUCCAUUCACGUUUCCCUCAGGAUGAGGAGCCCGCACCCCUGUAUUAAAAACUAACAAAGUCUUCUUACCUAGUUGAUCAAGGCUAAAGCAAUGCGAAGUAAGCUAAUGGUGGUGGAUUCUACCGAGUGCUGUGUUAACGCAUUCCAACACAGCUCUGAGAGCUCAGGGCAGGAGCAGGAAAGGGGACUGCGAAUCAAGCACUCUUUUAAUGCAUGUUUCUUUUGUAUUUUUGAGUUGACGUGUUUGUGUUUUCUCUUUGGCUGCCCUGAAGCAGCAGCUCAAGGCUUUAUUUUUUAAUUUUUGGGGGGGUAUUAGGCCUUUGACCUUUGUUUUUCUGAAUUACCGUCCUGCAUCUCUCCUCUGUUUUAUAAAGGUAAUCUCUGGGUGGUGUCAACUCCAUACCUCGUUGCAUUAAUCCAGUAAUGCACACUCCACGUUUCCUUGUACAGAUCAAAACAACCAGCAAGAAAAUGUUUAUUUUUGGCAAAACCGUUUUUUGUUGAAAAACAACAAACAUUGUCCACCUACAGUCACUUUCAGUAUGAUGUUUUAUAGUCGGACUGCAAGAGGUAAAAGGCAUAAGAUAUAUGUAUUGUGGGGAUAUUCAGUAUUUAAAUGUCUUAGAUAUGGAUACAAUUGUUUGUAAUAGAAGAUACAUGUUGAAUGCAAACACUAGUCCACUUGUCUUCAGGAUGCAUUGGCUUCUUAGGUUUUGUUUUUUGUGACGCUUUGUCAGAGUAGGUAACGGAUGAGAUCACUAUGUCUUGAUGUAACACACACGGUCACUUGAAGGCUCAAUUUUUCACGUCCUAAACUAGACUGAGCUUCCCACAGCUGGAAAAUAAAUUUUCGUAUCAGAGCCUUUGCACUUUUACAGAAGUGCAGAACAGCUUUCACACGUUCUACAAAUGUAAUAUUUACCCCUUUGAAGAUAAAUAUUUAACUUUAAAGUAACAUCUCUUCACUUUAUGUGACAUUUCAUGUAUUGGCAAAUUAAUUAUUGGAAGAAUAAGAAAGAGAAACUCUGAAGUCAGCUUAAAGAAUAAGGCUGAGAUGUUUGGAAAGGAGAAAAAAGUUUGAACCCUAAAAUAUGGAAACUUUUGUAUCUUGCUUGUUUAAAAUUUAUGUAUAAAGUCAAUAUUGUAUAGAGGUAUUAGUUUUUUUUUUUUCUAAUAGUGUAUCCUUUCUAUGUUUUCUUGAACAUCUCGAGGUCAAUCUACAAUAUUGAUACAAUUUUUACAGAUUUUCACAGGCAUUUUGUUCAGUUUUUACUGACCAACUUUUUCUUGUCUGAUAAAUAUUCAGUCACAUUAUGCAGCAGAGGUGCUACAGAAAUAUUAAACUACUGAUGGACUGAAUUUUGCUCACUCUCACCUUGUACAUACCGCAGGCCUCCAGUGUUGUGGAUCAAAUUUGUAAAUGUCAAGCAUAUAUAUAUCUCCCCCUCUCCCACUUACCCCCAAACAUGACUUACUUUUGGGACACCUGAAUCCUCAUGUAUCAGAUGAUAUCAUCAAAAAAAAAAAAAAAAAAAAAAAACUUAUUUCAUAGGAAAUAAACUGGGUUGUUAGUCACCA